CCCCGAGCCGACUGCUGAAGCUACAAGCUGUCAUGCGAACGACGAAUCGACCGACCCUGGCGAACGGAACGGCGACAACCUCCAAAGGUCCUCAAGUCACGAAUUGGCCCAAAAUGCCCAUCACACCUACCAAGUACGCCAUCACCACCAGGCAGUCGGCAAACUGGAGCGACGCCAAGCGGAGGGUGUUCGCCCUUUAUCGGCGAUGGCUUCGUUCGACACCCGAGAUGCAGUCUAUGUACUCACUACCCCUCCCCAUUUCGGUCAUUCGCACUCGCAUCAGGCAGGAAUUCGAGCGCAACCGCUUCGUUAACAAGUUGCCCGUGGUGGAUGUUCUGCUCACAAAGGGCCAUGCCGACUAUCAAGAAACCAUGAACUUUUGGCGCCAGACGACUCACAUGAUGUCGUACUUCAACGAGGAGAGCUUCCGUGGAGCCAAGAGACUUCCCUCCAGCUUUAUCGAUGGCUUCCUGCAGGGUCGCAACUAAGAAGAGUAAUAACGAAGGGUAUCAAUGUCAGCCUUUCCUCUAGAGCCUAUGUAUAUAACGCAAGCCAGAUGAACAUCCAUGGACGCAGCCGCUUGUUCUUUUAUCUUCCCCCCUUAUCUUGAUGGCCACUCACAGCGAGUUUUCCUUUGUCUAUUUUUUGUUCCCCCUUGUGAUUUACUACCAAUUCAAGCCCCAAAACGCCGUUACCCA
Messenger RNA from Neurospora crassa OR74A, 698 nucleotides. It is a transcript of the gene nuo14.8, whose product is annotated as NADH:ubiquinone oxidoreductase 14.8kD subunit. Lineage: Eukaryota; Fungi; Ascomycota; Sordariomycetes; Sordariales; Sordariaceae. The record is from RefSeq and is a predicted model, not a curated record. Gene Ontology annotation, biological process: response to oxidative stress. Bases 33 to 488 code for a protein of 151 amino acids. The transcript is spliced from 5 exons.